This is a messenger RNA of Anopheles marshallii, 933 nucleotides long. Its product is annotated as regucalcin-like. Gene Ontology annotation, molecular function: calcium ion binding; gluconolactonase activity. The record is from RefSeq and is a predicted model, not a curated record. The transcript has 4 exons. Bases 1 to 933 code for a protein of 310 amino acids. NCBI's taxonomy places the organism in Eukaryota, Metazoa, Arthropoda, Insecta, Diptera, Culicidae. Gene Ontology annotation, biological process: L-ascorbic acid biosynthetic process.
AUGGCCGAUAGCUAUCGAGUGGAAACGAUACCGCCGUACACGGAGCUGGGCGAAGGACCGCACUGGGACAUCGCCCGCCAGAGUCUGUACUACGUGAGUCUAACCAAUGCGUUGAUCUACCGGUUGGACUACCGGCAGGGUACAGUGUACAGUGCAUCGAUCGAUGGCAUCCGUUUCGCAACGUUCAUCGUACCGGUGAAGGAUAGGCAGGAUUGUUUCGUCAUCGGUGAUACGAUUCGGUUGAUGGUGAUACGCUGGGACGGUGUAGCGACCAAGGCGACCAUCGUACGGGAGCUGGCAAGGCUCGGCACGGAGCACGCGGAAAAUCGUUUCAACGAUGGUAAGGUUGAUCCCUGGGGACGGCUGUACGUGGGCUCGAUGCUCACCGAAACGGCUGGCAAUCCGUUCGAACGGGCAACCGGUUCGUUGUGGCGGUACUGUGACCGUACCGGGCAGCUAGUCGAGCAGGAUCGGAACAUGUACAUUUCGAACGGUUUGGCCUGGAACCGGCAGACGAACAAGUUUUACUUCGUCGACUCGGGUGCAAAUCACAUCAAGGAGUACGACAUCGAUCUGGAUGGCAAUUUGGCAAAUCCCAAAGUUUGGUUCGAUUUCAAACCCGAUGGUAAGGAUCCGGGAUACUUCUGCGAUGGUAUGACGACCGAUAGUGAGGGAAACCUUUACGUGGCAUGUUUUAAUGGCUUCAAAGUGGUCAAAAUCUCACCAGAUAAAAAAAUUCUCCAAGAAAUCAAAAUUCCCGCCAAACAAGUCACCUCGGUAGCGUUCGGUGGACCAAAGCUGGAUGAACUUUACGUAACGACGGCGGCCAAAAAUAUCACCGGACCACAGAAGGACCCAGCUGGUGCUACCUUCAGGGUGACCGGACUUGGUGCAAAGGGAUUAGCUAUGAAUGAGGUCAUUCUGAAGGACUAA